Molecule: messenger RNA, 2487 nt
Organism: Engraulis encrasicolus (European anchovy)
Lineage: Eukaryota; Metazoa; Chordata; Actinopteri; Clupeiformes; Engraulidae
Gene: gtf3c3
Product: general transcription factor IIIC, polypeptide 3
Exons: 17
Coding region: 1-2334 (777 amino acids)
Biological process (GO): transcription by RNA polymerase III
Cellular component (GO): transcription factor TFIIIC complex
Molecular function (GO): protein binding
Source: RefSeq, a predicted model, not a curated record
AUGCGGCAGUAUAUUCGGCUGCUGAUAGAAGAGAAGCGUACCCGCAGCAAGCUGCCCCGGGCCCUGAGGGGGCUCAUGGGAGAGGCCAACAUCCGCUACGCCCGCGGGGACAAGGAGGACGCCAUCCUCAUGUGCAUGGAGAUUAUUCGGCAAGCGCCCCUGGCCUAUGAGCCCUUCUCCACGCUGGCCAUGAUCUACGAGGACCAGGGGGACAUGGAGAAGGCCCUGCAGUUCGGGCUGAUCGCCGCCCACCUCAACCCCAGGGACUGCGAGGAGUGGGUCAAGCUGGCCGACAUGUCCCUGGAGCAGGACAACAUCAAGCAGGCCAUCAUCUGCUACUCCAAAGCGGUGCAGCAUGAGCCCACCAACGUGCGCUUCCUGUGGGAGCGCUCCAGCCUGUACGAGCAGGUGGGCGAGCACAAGCAGGCCAUGGACGGCUACCGCCGCAUCCUCAACCUGCUGCCUCCCCAGGACGGAGAGCACUUCAUGCAGCUCUCACGCGACAUGGCCAAGAGCUACUAUGAGAGCAGUGAGCUGCUGUCUGCCAUUGGGGUCAUGGAGGAGGCCCUGAAGCGCCACCCCGAGCUGGUCACCCACGAGUGUGUCAACAUGGCCGCCGAACUCUACAUCGCCAACCACCAGCACAUGAAGGCACUGCAGGCAUUGGUGAAGUUUUGUGGGAUUGAGCUGAAGAGAGAGGAGACGAAUGCGGACACGGGGGAGCAGGAGGAAGAAAAGGUGGAGAAAGAGGAGGAGGAGGAGGGCCAGGAGAAAGACAAGGACAAGGAGACGGAUGAAAAGGAAGAACCACUGGGAGAAGUCUUGGAAGUGAUAGUCCCAGACGAAGUGCCCGUAGACAUCAGAGUCAAACUCAUGGUCUGCUUUAUACACAAGCAUGUCUACAACCCCCUGGAUCCCAUGUUGACAGCCUUGAUGGAGCAGAGUCCAGAGGAGCUUGGUGACCUGUAUCUGGACGUGGCCGAGGCCUUUAUGGAGGAGGGCCAGUACAACUCAGCCCUGCCCCUGCUCUCUGCACUCGUCUGCUCCGAGAGGUACAACCUGGCCGUGGUCUGGCUCAGGCACGCAGAGUGCCUGAAGGCCCUUGGCCACCAGGAGGCAGCGGUGCACAGCUACUACAAGGUGGUGGAGAUGGCCCCUCUGCAUCUGGAGGCCCGCCUCUCCCUCUCCACGCUGCAGCAGCAGCUGGGUCGACCCGACGAGGCCCUGGAGGUGCUGCAGUCCAUGUACGACCCCGAGACACUCGCUCAGGAUGCCAGCGCUGUUCAACAGGAGUUGAAGCUGUUGUUGCACCGGUCUACGCUGCUGCAGUCGCAGGGCAAACAGGAGGGCUACUUGGACACGCUCCUGAGCAUGCUCUCCAUGCUGCUGAAGAUGGCUAUGAUUCGUGCCAGGGUGUGUAUCGUCACGGAUUCGGGUCACCUGCACGUGGCUAAAAUGUCUGGCCGCAAGAUCGCUGACCUCGCCGACCAGGAGGCAGCCUAUCAGGACAUUAUAGGUAAAUCCAGCGUGCUGUCUCGUGAGGACUGGUGGCAGAUGUUGCUGCGCUGUAUUAGCAUCCUGUGUGAGCGGCGCCGCUUCGGCGAGGCGGAGCUGAUGGUGGACUCCUCGCUGAGUUACGACACCUUCUACGACGAGCGCAUCAAGCGCAAGGAGCUGGGCUACCUGGGCCUCUCCACCGCCUUCCUGGACCGCAAUUACACAAAGGCCUACGACUACAUCAGGCUGAUGCUGAUGACCACUGUGGAUCGGCCGCAGUUAUGGAAUGUCUUUUGCCAGGUGACUCUGCAAUCUCAGGAUGUGCGCCAUCAUCGCUUCUGCCUGCGUCUCAUGCUCAAGAACCCCGACAACCUGGCCCUCUGUGUGCUCAAUGGACAUGCCUCGCUAGUGUCUGGGAGCUUCAAGCAUGCCCUCGGCCAGUACGUGCAGGCAUUCCGCAUGCAGCCGGAUAACCCUCUCCACAGCUUGUGUGUGGGCCUAACCUUCUUCCACAUGGCCUCGCAGAAGUUUGUCAUCAAGCGCCACUCGCUUGUCAUGCAGGGUUUCUCGUUCCUGUGGCGCUAUGUGGAGCGUCGGGGUGAGUGCCAGGAGAGUCUGUACAACGUGGGACGAGCUCUGCAGCAGCUGGGCCUCACGCACCUGGCCAUACACUACUACCAGGAGGCCCUCAAGCAGCCAGCGCCAACACUGGAGGGUAUUGAUGAUGACCAGUUGGACCUGCGACGAGAGAUCGCCUUCAAUCUGUCUCUCAUUUAUCAGUCCAGCGGCAACAUGGAAAUGGCCAGGCAUUUGAUAUACACUUACUGCACCAUCUAGCUCAGCUCCCGAUUCCAAAGACACUGUACAAGUGAACAUUAUUCAUCCAAGGUCAAAGAUUGUAUUUUACAGUUUCUGUAUAUUUUGUAAAGUAUUUUUUUGUGUUUUGAAAUAAAUGUCUUUGAUAUUAAAAUGCAUUCAUUGUUUAUACCA